Messenger RNA from Neohortaea acidophila, 899 nucleotides. RefSeq lists its product as uncharacterized. The transcript is spliced from 2 exons. NCBI's taxonomy places the organism in Eukaryota, Fungi, Ascomycota, Dothideomycetes, Mycosphaerellales, Teratosphaeriaceae. Bases 362 to 817 code for a protein of 151 amino acids. The record is from RefSeq and is a predicted model, not a curated record.
UGCCUUCUUCACGCUGCGCCACGGCGAAAGCAGCGUCGAUGCAAGGUCGAGUUAGACUUUGCACCGCCUUGCGUCUUCAGCCUUCCAUUGCUACACUAGUACCUUGUGUUUCGAUGAUGCGUGUCGGCACACGUGGGUGAGGUGAGGCAGUAAAAUGCAUGGCACAGGCACAGCCCCGCUCCCUCACUACAUCUCUUGACUUGGCGGCGAUUACGACCACACCUCUAGGCAAGCACGAUUGGUGGGGGCAAGUCGUUUCUCUCUUCUUCAUAACCUCGUCUUUAUCCUCGGCGAGUAAACAGUCUUCCUCUCUCAACUUCAGCAUUUCUGCAACUUCCUCAUAUCAGUCGAACAAGCAGUAAUGUCUUACAACAACUAUGGUCCGCCUCCAGGCGGUCAUCAGCAAUACCCACCAGACGGCUAUCCGCCCCCUCAACAGCCUUACGGGCAAGGUCCGCCAAUGAACCAGGGCUACAACCAGCCGCCUCCCGGACCCCCACCUGGACAGUGGAAUCAAGCCUACCCUCCUCCGCAACAGCAAGGCUACGGAGCUCCCCCGCCACAUGGCCAGUAUAAUCACGGCCCGCCUCCCGGUCAGUACGGCGGCGCACCACCUCCACCCGGCGGGUAUGGUCAACCACAGGGCAAUUAUGGAGCACCACCCAAUAACUAUGCUCAAGGUGGUUACGGGGCUCCAUCUGGCCCCCCUGUUCCGCCAUCUCCAGGCUACGUUGCUGGACGAAUGGCUCCUGACGGGCCCGGCUUCAAUGCGCAUGACACCGCCAAGAAGUUACGCGGUGCGAUGAAGGGACUGUAAGCAUUGUAUCAAUCUCAAGAAGCCCCUUCAACCCAUGACUGACUCUUCUCCACAGUGGCACCGAUGAAAACACCCUCAUCAA